Wallemia mellicola CBS 633.66 is the source of this 959-nucleotide messenger RNA. RefSeq lists its product as hypothetical. The transcript has a single exon. The record is from RefSeq and is a predicted model, not a curated record. The coding region runs from base 339 to 731 and encodes 130 amino acids. NCBI's taxonomy places the organism in Eukaryota, Fungi, Basidiomycota, Wallemiomycetes, Wallemiales, Wallemiaceae.
GAACUGAAUAGAUAGUUUGACAUUUAGAAUAAAAUUUUAAAAAAUAGAAACCAGCAAAAGCGUAUAUAAUGCAGUUAUAUGAAUUACUUUUUUGAAUAUAAUACCAAAAAGAGUUAAAGUAAGAUGACGUAAUUUGACUGCGAGUAGCCAUUUAUGGGAAUCUCACACAACAUAAUCUGGAAUAAGGUAUUUGCGGGGCCUUGGCCUUGAUCGUUCAGAAAAAUCCGUCAAAUUAGAAUUUUGAAUUCGUACUUUCUUGAACCCGUUUUAUUCGACCUAAAAAAGCGGAGGAACUGAAAAAUAAGAAAAUAGAGGUUGCAAAUCUACAAUCAAGGACAAUGAUAGAACAACUCAGAGUAAUUGAAGCACUGACUUUAAAAAAGUAUGAAAAUUCGACUAUAACAGUAGAAAAGAGAUCAAAUAGUUUGAGAAAGCAUGUUUUAUUGAAGCAUAGCUUAGAAACCCUCGAUGAGUUUAGGUGCGGAUUAUAUCAACAACCUAGAAUAAUUAAACGUGAACCGGAAGAACAAAGAAGAAAAUCAUUAACAAAAGUACAAAUCAAGCACUUUGACAAAUUGGACCCUGUAGUUGAAGCUAAACAAUGCGAGUAUUAUGAUGAAGAAAGUGACAGCGACAGCGACAGCUCAGAGGAAAAUGAAAGUGACUCGGAUGAUGAUGAUUUUGAUUCAGUCAGUUCAAUGUACAAAUCCCAUCAAGUUGAAUAUACAUGAGAAAGUAAAUGCAAAUAUUUAAGACUCAAGACUCAAGACUUAACACUCAUUUGAAUGUUCACGAUAAGAGGUUUCUUAAUCAAGACAGAAAGUCAGACAGACCGACAGACAGACACUCAUUAUAAAACCUCGAAUAUCGUGUUAUAGUAGGACAAGAUGGACAAUUUUGAUUAAUAUUUUGAUUGUAAAUUAUUUUAUAUUUAGCUUAAAUACACACAGUCAUGACGA